Messenger RNA from Equus caballus (horse), 649 nucleotides. RefSeq names its product hemoglobin subunit epsilon. Lineage: Eukaryota; Metazoa; Chordata; Mammalia; Perissodactyla; Equidae. Gene Ontology annotation, biological process: hydrogen peroxide catabolic process; oxygen transport. Gene Ontology annotation, cellular component: hemoglobin complex; haptoglobin-hemoglobin complex; blood microparticle. Gene Ontology annotation, molecular function: peroxidase activity; oxygen binding; haptoglobin binding. The record is from RefSeq and is a predicted model, not a curated record.
ACACCAUACAGCAGCAGCACAUACCUGCUUCUGACACCUCUGUGAUCACCUGUAAGCUCCCAGACCUGACAUCAUGGUGCAUUUUACUGCUGAGGAGAAGGCUGCCAUCACUAACGCGUGGGGCAAAGUGAAUGUGGAAGAAGCUGGAGGCGAGGCUCUUGGCAGGCUCUUGGUUGUCUAUCCCUGGACCCAGAGGUUUUUUGACAACUUUGGCAACCUGUCCUCUUCCUCUGCCAUAAUGGGCAAUCCCAAAGUCAAGGCCCAUGGCAAGAAGGUGCUGACCUCUUUUGGAGAUGCUGUUAAGAACAUGGACAACCUCAAGGCUGCCUUUGCUAAGCUGAGUGAGCUGCACUGUGACAAGCUGCAUGUGGAUCCUGAGAACUUCAGGCUCCUGGGCAAUGUGCUGGUGAUUAUCCUGGCUUCUCAUUUUGGCAAGGAAUUCACCCCUGAUGUGCAGGCUGCUUGGCAGAAGCUGGUGUCUGGUGUCGCCAAUGCUCUGGCCCACAAGUACCACUGAAUCCUCUUUCCACCUCAUCAGUGCCCCUUCGUGUCCCCAGUGCCUUCCUUCUGCACAAGGGGACUGGGAUGUGGCCUUGAGAGCACAGCUUCUGUGUAAUAAAGUGCAUUCCAUUCAGUAAUCAGAAAUUAA